AUGCCGAUCAACCAACCCUCCAACCAGAUUAAAUUCACGAAUGUGUCGAUAGUCCGACUGAAGAAAGGCAAGAAGCGAUUUGAACUCGCCUGCUACAAAAACAAGUUGCUGGAAUACCGAUCUGGCGCCGAAAAAGAUCUCGAUAACGUCCUCCAAGUUCCUACAGUCUUCCUCUCCGUAUCAAAAGCGCAAACCGCACCUUCUGCAGAACUCACCAAGGCAUUCGGUGCCGAUACCCCCCGCGAAGAAAUCCUACAGGAGAUUUUGCGCAAGGGCGAGGUGCAAGUCGGCGAACGCGAGCGCAAAGAUGCCCUUGAACGAGUGGAGAAGGAAGUGCUGGAUAUCGUGUCCGGGCGACUAGUCGACCCGAAUACCAAGCGUGUGUACACGUCGGGUAUGAUCUCCAAAGCACUGGACCAGCUGUUAUCAGCCAGUGGUCAACAACAGAGUGGAGAGGCAAAUGGCGCCGGAGAGGAGCAGCCUAAGAAGCCCAUGUGGACCGGAGUCUCUUCCAAUAGAUCUGCCAAGAGUCAAGCACUCGACGCAAUGAAGGCGCUCAUCGCGUGGCAACCCAUUCCCGUGAUGCGAGCGCGGAUGCGCCUUCGUGUAACCUGCCCGGUUUCGCUCCUGAAGCAGUCCGUCAAGGCUGCUCCAAGUGCUGCGCCUGCCAAGGAAGAAAAGGCACCGGCCAAAGGCAACAAGAAGGGUGGCAAGGGGAACAAAAAGUCGAAGCGAGAUGACUCCGACGAUGAGGCUGGCGAGGACGGUGCCGAGGCGGCACCCAAGGCCGCUGGCACCGUCAAGGAUAAGAUUCUCAACUACAUUGAAGCUGUUGAAUCGCAAGAAGUGAGUGGCGACGAGUGGGAGGUGGUAGGAUUUGCCGAGCCGGGAGCGUUCAAGGGACUGAACGAUUUCAUCGGCAACGAGACUCGUGGGCGAGGACGAGUGGAGGUGUUGGACAUGUCGGUGACCCACGAGGAUUAA
This is a messenger RNA of Penicillium cataractarum, 984 nucleotides long. RefSeq names its product guanine nucleotide exchange factor SDO1. Gene Ontology annotation, biological process: ribosome biogenesis. NCBI's taxonomy places the organism in Eukaryota, Fungi, Ascomycota, Eurotiomycetes, Eurotiales, Aspergillaceae. The coding region runs from base 1 to 984 and encodes 327 amino acids. The transcript has 2 exons. The record is from RefSeq and is a predicted model, not a curated record.